This is a messenger RNA of Lachancea dasiensis, 909 nucleotides long. The record is from the annotation of a GenBank genome assembly. NCBI's taxonomy places the organism in Eukaryota, Fungi, Ascomycota, Saccharomycetes, Saccharomycetales, Saccharomycetaceae.
AUGAGUUCAAUAGAAAAGUUCUUGAACCAGCAACCUUUGAUCGUCCACUCCUCGCUAGCACAACUUCGGUAUCUGGUACUUAGCGAGGGUAUCCCAAUCGCGAAAGACAAACCAGCAGCGCGACUGAGAAGUAACGUAUGGUCGGUAUUAGCACGUUCAUCUAUGGACGGUGCCACCUCCGAUUACGUCUCCCUGGUACGGCGGGGCCCACCUCCACAUUCCGUGUACUCCAAAAUCAAAAAUGACACCUUCCGGACGCUGAAUACCGAUCCACAGUUCGUAGCUUGCGUCUCAGAAGACGCAAUUACAAGGUGCCUCUCUUGCUUCGCGUGGUCCGUUAUUGACAACCCAGAAGAGGAUUUUGAACUAAGUACUUACGUGCAGGGCAUGAACGUUCUGCUAGCUCCCAUAUUGUACACUUGUCCGUCAGAGCCCAUGGCGUUUAAGCUGUUCCAGUCUCUGUGCCACGACCACAUCAGAACCUACUUAAAUCAAAGUCUUACAGGAGUGCACAACGGUGCCAAGCUUCUAGAUAUGUGUCUCAAGGUUAUAGACCCAAAACUCAGCAAGUUUUUGGCGGAUAAUCUUUUAACUGCAGAGAUUUACGGGAUUCCAUCAAUACUUACGCUCUCCAGCUGUACAAAGCCCUUAGACCAGGUGUGCAAACUCUGGGAUUUCAUGUUUGCGUACGGAUUUCAUAUGAACAUUCUAUUUAUUGUCGCGCAACUGGUGGUCAUACGGGGUCGCAUUUUGAAAAGCAACUCUCCCAUGAAUUUGCUGCGUGUUUUUCCCGAGUUUGAUGCCGAAGAGAUCAUACGACUAGGCGUUGGUUUUGUUGCCAAGCUACCGACCCAAAUGUAUGACUUGCUAGUACGACAUCUCGAAGAUCCGGAUUUGAUAGUUGAUUGA